Molecule: messenger RNA, 2033 nt
Organism: Sorex fumeus (smoky shrew)
Lineage: Eukaryota; Metazoa; Chordata; Mammalia; Eulipotyphla; Soricidae
Gene: IGFBP3
Product: insulin like growth factor binding protein 3
Exons: 5
Coding region: 1-891 (296 amino acids)
Biological process (GO): regulation of insulin-like growth factor receptor signaling pathway
Cellular component (GO): extracellular region
Molecular function (GO): fibronectin binding; insulin-like growth factor I binding; insulin-like growth factor II binding
Source: RefSeq, a predicted model, not a curated record
AUGCAGAGGGCGCGCCCCGUUCUCUGGGCCGCGGCCCUGGCCGCGCUGGCCCUGCUCGGCGGCUCUCCGGGGGCGCGGGCCGGGGCGGGCGCGGCGGGCGCCGGGCCCGUGGUGCGCUGUGAGCCGUGCGAUGAGCGCGCGCUGGCCCAGUGCCCGCCGCCGCCCGCCGCGUCCGCGUGCUCCGAGCUGGUGCGCGAGCCGGGCUGCGGCUGCUGCCUGACGUGCGCCCUGAGUCUGGGCCAGCCGUGCGGCGUCUACACGGAGCGCUGCGGCGCCGGCCUGCGCUGCCAGCCGCCGCCCGGGGAGCCGCGCCCGCUGCAGGCGCUGCUGGACGGCCGCGGGGUCUGUGCCAACGGCAGCGCCGACGGCCGUCUGCGCGACCCCCUGCAGCCCGCGCCGGGGGCGCCGUCCGCGCCAGGAAAUGGCAGUGAGUCUGAGGAAAGCUUCAGUGCCAGGAGCACAGAGAGCCAGGCCGUCCGCAGCACACCCCACGCUCCCGACUCCAAAUCCCACCCUGCUCACACCAAAAUUGACAUCCUCCGGAAGGGGCACGCCAAGGACAGCCAGCGCCACAAAGUGGACUACGAGUCUCAGAGCACAGACACCCAGAACUUCUCCUCUGAGUCCAAAAAGGAGACAGACUAUGGUCCCUGCCGCCGGGAAAUGGAGGACAUGCUGAACCACCUCAAGUUCAUGAACAUGCUCAGCCCGCGGGGAGUGCACAUCCCCAACUGUGAUAAGAAAGGCUUCUACAAAAAGAAGCAGUGCCGCCCCUCCAAAGGCCGGAAGCGGGGCUUCUGCUGGUGUGUGGACAAGUAUGGGCAGCCCCUCCCAGGCUACGACACCAAGGGCAAGGGCGAUGUCCAGUGCUACCACCUGGAAAGCAAGUAGACUCUGCUGCAGCCAUUUCACGUGGGAUCAAAUACGCCUUAUUUUGCACAAGCAACUGCCAAGUACAUGACCAGCAGCUGGCUACAGCCUCGAUUUCUAUUUCUUUAUGUGGUGAAUUGAUUUUUUUCAGAACCAAAGUUUGGAGAAACACGUUUGAAGUGCCUAGGGUUCUUUUAUAUUUGAGCAUCUUUCUACUUUCCAGUAGUCAGUGAAACACAGUCAGAUUUUUUCUUCUCGCUUUCUCUAAAACUCCUUGUCAGCCCCAGGGAGUAGACCAGCCUCAUUGCCCCCACACCUCACAGACCUCUGGCCUGUCCUGACAGCAGCAGCCGGACUGUGUGCUUCAUAGCCAGCCCCAUCAGCUGACAGGCAGGAUCCCCUGCACUCCUGGCGCCUGAACACCCCAACCAGCAUCCUAGUGGCAAGGGCCUCUGUCUCCCAGCUGAUAACCAGCAAGAUGCUUGGUCCUCUUAGAUGGCCGAAAUUGGGCCAGAAUUGGAGCAAGAGUAAGGUUGAAUCUAACUCAAUAGCAAAAAGAACCCAGAACGUUCCUGAAGACACAGAAAGGCCUGUGACGGCUCUUUGCAGGUUCCCCAGGUUGGGAUGGGUUGGGGCAAGGCACUAUGGGAGCCCUUCAUUUUCACAGGCAUUAUGGACAAUAAACACAAUAAAAGAAAUCAGAAUUGUCUUGAAAGGGGAAGAAGGCUUGUUGGGGACUGGUGGAACACACAGAGACUGGCUGUGCUGGUUGCUUUGUGGUCAGUCGUUCUGGUUUUAUCUUUUGAUUCACACAUAUAUACCGAGAAAGCGUUUUCUUCGUUGACAUUGUAUACACAUCAUAGUCCAAUAUCAUAGGACCUAUAUUAGCUAAUCCUAGAUGAGAUGUAGAGAUAUUAGAAAAUGUAAAUACAUGCGUGACCACGGGGAGGGAUGCCUGGGCGGGGGGGCCAGACCUCCAGGCCCGCCUCCUGCCUCCAAUGCAUGCGGCACUCCGCCCUCCCGGGAGCAUAGAAGGGUCUCGAAACAGUCACCUACCUAUCAUCUUUUCUUUAUUUUUUUUAAGUUUUUUUUUGGGGGGGGAAUAUUUUUGAAAAGUUUGUCUUGCAGUGUAUUUAUAAAUAGUAAAUAAAAGUUUUUACCAG